Molecule: messenger RNA, 1671 nt
Organism: Postia placenta MAD-698-R-SB12
Lineage: Eukaryota; Fungi; Basidiomycota; Agaricomycetes; Polyporales; Adustoporiaceae
Exons: 6
Coding region: 1-1671 (556 amino acids)
Biological process (GO): regulation of mRNA processing; spliceosomal complex assembly; protein phosphorylation
Molecular function (GO): ATP binding; protein kinase activity
Source: RefSeq, a predicted model, not a curated record
AUGGCACCUACCCAGCCUUGCGCAAAGUACCAAUACGUCCUCACCUCCGCCGGUCCCAAGAUCCUUCCAGUCCCUGAUGCACCCCCCAAGGACGAGGAGUCUCCCGCAGACUACAACGCCGGCGGCUACCUACAAAUCAACCUGCAUCACUCGUUCAAGGACGGUCGAUAUCUCGUCGUCCGCAAGCUUGGAUGGGGUCACUUCUCCACCGUAUGGCUUGUGAAAGACACCCACACUAGUCGCCACUCCGCGCUCAAGGUGGUCAAAUCAGCCGGGCGGUAUGCCGAGACCGCGCGGGACGAGAUCAAGCUGCUGAGCCAGGUGCGGGACGAGAGCCCGGGCCAUCCUGGGCGGGAUCACGUCGUGGCGUUCCUCGACUCAUUCCAGCACGUCGGGCCAGAGGGCGUGCACGUGUGCAUCGUCUGCGAGCCGCUGGGCGAGAACCUGCUCGCGCUCAUCGAGCGGCACAAGAAGGCGGGCGUGCCGCCUGCGCUCGUAAAGCUGAUCGCACGGCAGAUCCUGCUCGGGCUCGAGUACCUGCACGACGAGUGCGAUCUCGUGCACACCGACAUCAAGCCGGAGAACAUCAUGAUCUCCAUUCCCGACGUCGAGGCGCACAUCCAGGCGGAACUGUCGAUAUCGCCGUCGCCGCGGUCGCGCAAGGUCGGCGUGCCGCCGAAGAACCUGACGCGCUCCGGGAUGGCGAUCCCGCGGCUGGCGACGGGGCGGGAUCGGCACGUGCAGAUCUUCGACUCGCAGCCGCUGGCGAGCCCGUCGCCCGCGAGCAGCGCGGCGUCGAGCCCGAUGGUGCGGCCCGGGCUGCAGAUGUCGCGGAUGGUGAGCGCGCAGAGCGUCCAUAGCCUGCUGGACAAGAAGGGCAAGGGCAAGCAGGGCUCGGGCUCGAGGUCGGAGCUGUCGGACAGCGGGUCCAGCGCGAGCGCGGGCACGCCGCCGUUAGGGCCGUCGCUGUUGACGCAGACGGCGCCGCACAACGUUGCGCACCGGAGCGCAUCGCCACAUGGUUCCGGGUCGCGCUCGCCACGGGCGUCGCACACACGGCAGUCGUCGUCGCAGUCGACGUACCGCGCGCCGUCGCCGCCCCCGCCCACGCCCACGCCGUCGCCCGUGGCGCCGCCAAUGACGAUCAAGAUCGCGGAUCUGGGGAACGCGACGCCGACGCACAAGCAUUAUACGGAGGACAUCCAGACGCGGCAGUACCGGUCGCCGGAGGUGAUCGUGGGGCGGACGGACUGGGGCCCGACGGCGGACGUGUGGAGCGCGGCGUGCGUGAUAUUCGAGCUGCUGGCGGCGGAGUACCUGUUCGACCCGCAGAGCCAGGGCGGGGUGUUCGGGAAGGACGACGACCACAUGGCGCAGGUGAUUGAGCUGCUGGGCGACUUUGAUGCGGAGGUGAAGUUUGGGGGGCGGUUCAGCCGCGAUAUUUUCGAUAGCUCGGGCGCCUUGCGGUACAUCCGGAGCUUGAAGCCGUGGCCGCUGAAGCGCGUCAUGGUCGAGAAGUACGCGUGGGCGGAGGAGGACGCGGCCGCGCUGUGUGAGUUCCUCGAGCCGAUGCUUGUCGUCGACCACCGCAAGCGGAAGCAUGCUCGGGACAUGAAGGACCACCCGUGGCUCGCGGUCGAUAUGGACAGUGAGGAGCUAUGGAAGUGGUGA